CACAAACACUUCCGGUUUGAAGGUUGUGUUGUCAAGAUGUCUGUCCAUGAUCAACUUGCUCAAUGUUUGUGUGAUCUAAUCAGUUCUCUCAUUACCCCAGGUUGUUGUGGACAUUGCUCCUGCCAUGCGUGUUUCUGUGCAUGCUCCUGACCGCCACCCUGGUCGUGCUCGUCAUGGGGGUGCGCGUGUGGCUGCAGGCAAACAGGAACGCACGGCGAGCGCGUGAUGGGCGUCCCACAGUGGCUUUCUUUCACCCGUACUGCAACGCGGGAGGUGGUGGCGAGCGAGUGCUGUGGUGUGCCCUCAGAGCUUUGCAGAAUAGGUACCAAGAUGUCAACUUCAUGGUGUACACGGGCGACCAGGGUGUGACAAACCAGCAGAUUCUUGAUGGCGCCCGGCGGCGCUUCAACAUCCUUUUACCUCGACCCGUCCAGUUUGUCUUCCUCAAACACCGCCUAUUGGUCGAGGCCAGCCUCUUCCCCCACUUCACUCUGAUUGGUCAAAGUGUAGGCUCAAUCUUCCUUGGUUGGGAAGCCCUUACGGAGUUUGUCCCAGAUGUCUACAUCGACUCCAUGGGUUACGCCUUCACUCUGCCUGUGUUUAAAUACCUAGGGGGUUGUCACGUGGCUAGCUACGUGCACUACCCCACCAUCAGCACAGACAUGCUGUCGGUGGUGCGCGAGAGGAACCCCAGGUUCAACAACGCAGACUACAUCUCCAACAACCUGUUACUGAGCGCGGUCAAGGUUGUCUACUACUGCCUGCUGGCGCUGCUCUAUGGUCUGGCCGGCUCCUGCAGCGACGUGGUCAUGGUCAACUCCAGCUGGACCCUGAACCACAUCCUGACCCUAUGGCGAGCGACCAACCGCACCUGCCUAGUCUACCCGCCGUGCGACACCCACGCCUUCCUCCAGCUCCCGUUGGACGAGGACUCGGACCGGAAGUGCCAUUCCAUCGUUUCCAUUGGUCAGUUUCGACCGGAGAAGGACCAUCGGCUUCAGAUUCGCGCCUUCCGGAAGGUGCUGCAGAAGAAAGAAGCGGGGCUAGUUGCGGGGCCYGGAGGAAGGGAGUCGCUGAGGUUGGUGCUGAUUGGUGGAUGCCGGAACCAAGAGGAUGAGGAUAGGGUGUUGAUGCUGAGAGGGCUGUGCCAGGAGCUGGGCGUGGCGGACAGGGUGGAGUUUAAACUCAACGUGCCGUUUGAGGAGCUGAAGAGGGAGUUGGGGGAAGCUACGGUGGGACUGCACACCAUGUGGAACGAACACUUUGGGAUAGGGGUGGUGGAGUGCAUGGCGGCUGGGACUGUCAUCCUGGCCCACAAGUCUGGAGGCCCCAGGCUGGACAUUGUGGUGCCCUACGAGGGCCGCCAGACYGGCUUCCUGGCCGAGGAUGAGGACGGCUACGCAGACGCCAUUGAGCGGAUCCUGGCCCUGUCACCCUCGGCUCGCCUGGAGAUCCGACGCAACGCCCGCCUCUCGGUCACCCGCUUCUCCGACCAGGAGUUUGAGGCCUGCUUCCUGGCCGCCAUGGAGCCUGUCAUGGGGACACUGGAGCGAUGAGGGGUGUGGGUGGAAGUGUGUCACGCUCAUGGG
Salvelinus sp. IW2-2015 is the source of this 1589-nucleotide messenger RNA. Its product is annotated as GDP-Man:Man(3)GlcNAc(2)-PP-Dol alpha-1,2-mannosyltransferase. The record is from RefSeq and is a predicted model, not a curated record. NCBI's taxonomy places the organism in Eukaryota, Metazoa, Chordata, Actinopteri, Salmoniformes, Salmonidae. Gene Ontology annotation, biological process: protein N-linked glycosylation. Gene Ontology annotation, molecular function: GDP-Man:Man(3)GlcNAc(2)-PP-Dol alpha-1,2-mannosyltransferase activity. Gene Ontology annotation, cellular component: endoplasmic reticulum membrane.